Punica granatum (pomegranate) is the source of this 1344-nucleotide messenger RNA. NCBI's taxonomy places the organism in Eukaryota, Viridiplantae, Streptophyta, Magnoliopsida, Myrtales, Lythraceae. The record is from RefSeq and is a predicted model, not a curated record.
UGCUUGCUUUUCGCCUCCUUAUCUGUGUGUACCGUCACAGGAGCGGAGUAGACGGUGAAGAAGAAGCACAACGGAGGAGGAAGAAGGAAGAAGGAAGCACGAGUUCUGAAAGCAUGGGAAGAGAUAAAGAAGGUGAUCUGUGGGACGACUCCGCCCUCAUCUCCGCCUUCGACGACGCCAUGUCCAAGUACAAGAAAAUGCAUGGGAAGAAGAAUCAUCAAAUUCCAUCUGAAGCUGGAGAAGCAAUUUCUGGAAUUGACAAGAUUAUUUCCAUUAAUCCCAUCGACGGGAGUGUUGCAGCAUCAGGUGCAGUUGCAGAAGCAGGAGAAGCCAGCAAUUUCCUAUCAGCUAAUGAAGACACUUCUGCAGUUACAGCGGCACACGAAUCUUAUCCCGUCAGUUCAAAUUCUGUGCCUGCAAAUGAUGCGGUAAAGGGAUAUUCUUAUUUCCCAAGCACGGAAGACUAUAACCAGUUGCUUGCAGAGUACUAUGAGCUCGAGGAUAAGAGGGAAAAGCUUCUACAGAAGCUUCAUCAAUAUGGGAACUGGAGCUACCAGGCUGAACCUUCUGGUUCCGAUCCUGGGGUACAACAGUGGCAGGGUGCUCAUCCUUCUCAAGAAUAUCCCAUCCCUGCGGAUCAGAUCUCUCAUUCAGUCGAUGCCUGCGCAUGCUGUCCAUAUUUCUGUCAGACUUUUGUUGCUCCUUGCCCUGCCUCCAGUUGUUCUUUUGGUGGGAAGUGUGGGGAUCAAAACCUUUGUAAUGAUGACCCUUCAUUGGUUCCUCGAGACUCAAUCCCUCUCAAGGAUUGUGAAGUCACCAGAACAGCAAUUGAAGCUGCCCGGAAAGCAAUAUCAUCUUUGAAGAUAGAAGGCUCUAGCAUAUGCGAAGGGAAAGAGAAUAAAAAAGAGGGGGAUAUGGUGGUAACUACAAGCUCAGAAACGGAUCUAGCAGAGGUCUUAAAUGCAUGGUAUUCAGCGGGCUUUUACACAGGAAAGUACCUCGUAGAGAAAUGCAUUCGAGAGAAGAGGCAGAGCUAAGCAAAUACUAUAUGAGCCGUGAAAUUAGAUGAAGAGUAAAUUUGUACUCUCUGUACACUCAAAUUGGAGAUGGAAAACUUCUGGUUUGGCGAGGGCUUCUCUGCUCUGCGAAGUUUGAUGUUGUCAUUGCUGUCGGUCUUGGCAAAUAGUCGUGUUGAUUGAGAAUCAAAGCAUAAGAGUAAGAGUCACCGAUUUUGCGAUUUUGCCACUUUCGCCGGAAAGUUUAACCUUGGAUUUUGGAAUCAAGAGUUGAAACAGCAUCUGAAGUAUUGAACCCAUUCUAUGAUGUGUUUUUGCUCUUUCCUCA